CGCUCAUUUGCUGGCGCCCUUCCUCCUGUUUCCCCAUUGCUCCCGUUUUUGCCUCUUGGUUUACGCCUCCCCUUAGCUCCGCCCCCCUCAGAGACUGCACGGCGCAGGCUCGCAGGCUCUCGUGAACCUUUUUCCGUGUCGCUUCCCCCUUCUUCCCGUCAUUCAUGUUUCCGCUUUCUCGAGUCUCUCUGGUUUUUCCACCACUGGGACACUUCGCGCCCAGGACUUCGGUGGCGUCAUCUUUCGGCGCCGCGCGGACACCGCAGGUGGAAGAAGAAACAGCUCCGCUGCCCUUCGCUUCUUUUGUUGGGCUGCUGCUCCCUCGGAAUCAUGGCGCCGUCACUGUGGAAGGGGCUGGUAGGCAUUGGCCUCUUUGCCCUAGCCCACGCCGCCUUUUCCGCUGCGCAGCAUCGUUCUUAUAUGCGAUUAACAGAAAAGGAAGAUGAAUCACUGCCAAUAGAUAUAGUUCUUCAGACACUUCUGGCCUUUGCAGUUACCUGUUAUGGUAUAGUUCAUAUUGCAGGGGAAUUUAAAGACAUGGAUGCCACUUCAGAAUUAAAAAAUAAGACAUUUGAUACAUUAAGGAAUCACCCAUCCUUUUAUGUAUUUAAUCAUCGUGGUCGAGUACUGUUCCGGCCUUCGGAUACAACAAAAUUCUUCAAACCAAGAUGCAUUGCCCUCUAACACAUCAUUGAAGUUACGAAAACACGAAUCACUGCGUCGUUAAGAUUUUUACAAAUUAUAAUAACAGGACAGGACACAGAGCUUGGAAUAUUGGAGUUUGGGGUAUAAAGCACUCCCCCCCCAUCAGUAUUUAUAUUGAUCUUUCAGACCUAACUAAAAAAAACAAAAAACAAAAAACUAUGGCCCUUGUUUAUACACCAUUAAUCAAAUCAUUAAUGCACUAUGAGUUAUCUGUGAAAUGAGUUUUCGUUUAGGGAAUUUUUGUUACAUUUAAUACAAAUUCACAUCCUCUGUAAAAGCCACUGUUCUGAACACAUUUCCUUGGAAAAUGUUGGUGGUUUUUGUGAUUAUUUAUUUUCUGAGAUUUAUUUUCUUUUGCGCUACAGUUUUUUGAAUUCUUUUGGAAAUACUGUAUGACGACUACAUUUUGGAGCAUGAAUUAUAGCAAAAUGGUCUUCAGUUCUUAACAAAUGGACUUCCCUAAUGAGACCAAAAGGUGACCUAUCAGUUUUUCUUGUGUCCUCUAAAAUGUGGCUCUGCUGCAGCAGAUACUUGCCAGGUUUUAAUCUUUCUGUGAAUUCUCACCCCACCCUGCUCCCAUAUACCUUCUAACAUCAGCUGUCUUGUUUCAUCACUUCUCUGAGGUUCUGUGUGCAGUGAACAAUUUUUGUGUCAGAAAUUCUUUGUCAUAACCAAUAUAUUUAACAAGCUCAGCUUGUUGUAAAACUACUUAUAUUCUCUUUAUCUGUAAAAUUUUCCCCUAAUUGAUCAUGUAGUGUAAGAAUAGUUGAAGAUAGAUAGACCUAAAAGACCUUUUGUAACUUCAUUAUGCUGCCUAUGUAGAAGAGGACUAAUCAUGGAGGAAAGCUGAUUACUUGUCAUUAGCCAGGUUAACUUAUUCAGAGUGUCUGUUUAUUUUAUACUAAACUCAUGAAUUAAUGAAAAUAAAGGAAACUUCUAAUUAAUUUAAAGGCAGGUUUCGAAGAAAUUAUGCCAAGUAUAUUCUACAUAUUUGGAACUAAUAACUUUAAUUUUUUGGAAAAGUAAGGUCAUUUAAGAAAUUGUUUUGUAGCUUCUGAUUUAUAGCAGGCUUAGUGCUUUCUAUCUUCAGUGUAUGUUGUUGAAGGUGAGGAUGAGGAUACAGAGUUGAAUAUUUUUGGAAACAGUAAUUUUACUUUUAAGGAAAUUUGGCUAGCUUUUUAAUUUAUAAAGUUGCAGGAAGCUCAACAUUUCUUUGUAGUGAACAUUGCUUUUGUUGGAAUGUACAGGUAUAAAAAUACUGCUUUUGUUGAAUUGUAUAGGUGUAAAGGGAAUAACUGUAUGCAGGUUUGACAAGGAAAUGUGCUUUAAGCAAGAGUCAUAAGAUGCCCUUGUACUUGAUGGCAUUUUUUCCCCAUUAAAAUGAACUUCAACUCUUCUCUUCUGCCUGGUAAUACAUAGCCCCAAAGCAUGAAAUUAUUUUGUCAUUGGGUUUUUAUUGUUGUUUAGUUUUGUUUUGUCAACCUAGUCUGUCUGUGGAGAUCAAAGUUAGAAACUUGAUAACCUAAAAUAAUUAAGAAAUGAAUUAAAAGUGUGAAGUCAGAAGUUAAAGUGAUGAUAAUUAAAUCACAAUCAUGUGUGAGAAACAACUCCUUCAUCAGACAUAUCUAUUGUUUUCUAAGGUAUGACUUGAUUUGAGAGAGCCUCUCCUUUGGGGUUGUUUUCCUUUCCUAAUAUGUUUUUGUAACAAUGUUAUUGAGAUGUAGUUCACAUAACUUAUAAUUAACCCAUUUUAGGGUACAAUUCAGUGGUUUUUAGUAUAUUCACAAAGUUGUGCAACCACGACCACAAUCAAUUUUACAUUUUAUUACCCCAAAAAGAAGCCUUUAGCAGUCACCUCUCAUUUCCUCCCAGUGUUCCUCCAGCCCCUGCAACCACUCAUCUACUUCUGUCUCUGUAGAUUUGCCUCUUCUGAUCAUUUCAUAUAAAUGGAAUUCUACAGUAUCUGGUCUUUUGUGACUGGCUUCCCAAGUAUGGUUUUCUAUGUGGAGUGAUAAGUUCUUAUUGCUGAGAAAGGGAGUGGUUGGUAAAAUCAAUAGAUUUAAGGAGGGAGGGCCAGAUACCUAACAGGUUUCUCAGUUAAUCUUAUGCUGAAUAGUUUUUCCUUAUAGCCAAGCAAUCAUGAUAUACUACAACUUGUAAUAUGUUGGCUAGUCUCUACAAUGGAUAUUGAAAUCAUUGCCUUCCUGAUCGGGAAAGUCUUGUUAAAAGUGAUGCCAAAUAAGUUGGCAAGUAAUUGAUAAAGCACUCUUCAGGCAUGCCCACCUUUGCUAUCAGCUUGUAGACCUCAGGCUAGGUGAGCGCCCCAAGUUUCUUUAAUUUACUUUAGUGAGUUUCUGCUGUCUUUUAAAAGUAUGAACCAUAAGACUAAAGGUGAUUUGGGUGUAUUGUAACGCUGCUAAAUGUAUUAAGUGCAGAAUUUUAUGUAUAAUAUUAUGAGACAGUCCAUUACUGCCUAGGGUAGUUAAAAAAAUGUAGUGAUGUGAGCUAGUUAAGCCUGCAGUUGAGUGUGAUUUCAGUGACAUUCAGAAGUGUGUACCAGUCAAGGUUUUCCAGAAUAUAGUAAGACUCACUUCUUGAUAACCAGGGAACCAGCCAAAUUCUAUGGGCCCAGCAUCAGAAAAUACAGAUCAGUGAAUUGGAGACUGUUAUGCUUUGUAACUUCCAAAUGAUUGUUUCCUAAACAUUGUGGCUUAUUUCUCAGUGGCAUGACAGCAUCUUCCUGGUUGUAUGUGGCCUGUUUCCAUGAUGUAUUGAGUAGUGUUGUUUGUUGUGAGCAUCAAUGCCUGUAACACCAAACUAAACAUAUUUUUUUGGACAUGUUUUCUCUCUUUAAAUGACCUUGCCCUGUCCAAUAAAUAAAUGAUUGUCUCACCC
Carlito syrichta (Philippine tarsier) is the source of this 3600-nucleotide messenger RNA. It is a transcript of the gene MMGT1, whose product is annotated as membrane magnesium transporter 1. The transcript has 4 exons. NCBI's taxonomy places the organism in Eukaryota, Metazoa, Chordata, Mammalia, Primates, Tarsiidae. The record is from RefSeq and is a predicted model, not a curated record. Gene Ontology annotation, cellular component: plasma membrane; early endosome; Golgi apparatus. The coding region runs from base 331 to 684 and encodes 117 amino acids.